CUCAUCUGAUUCUGCUAGCAGAAUAGGGGCUAUUCACCCAAACUAAACCAGAGCCAGCGCCAUUUUUAGGGUGUGGUCCUCUCACAAGGACAGUUAAAGCAGUGUCAAACUGCAUUAAUUCCUCAAUGCAACUGCAGCCUGUGUCAAAAGUCUGUUCCUGAAUCCAUCUCAUCUUUUCCAAACACUGUUGCAGAAGUGAAACAUUUACUGCAAGGGAAACGCCCAGCCUCUGAAAGCAAGUGAAACUAAAGUUGGUAGACUGCAGACAUGGCUGCAAGUAGGAAUACUGUCCAGGAUCUUUCUGAGGAAGCCACUUGUUCCAUCUGCCUGGACUAUUUCAGAGACCCAGUGAUCAUCCCCCAGUGUGGGCACAAUUUCUGCAGAGACUGCCUGACCCACUGCUGGGGGGAUUCAGAGGAAGAGGCCUCCUGCCCCCAUUGCAGACAGGCUUUCCAGAAAGGGAGCCUCUUGCCAAAUAGGCAGCUGGCCAACUUUGUAGAAAUCGCCAAGAAACUGAGUAAAGAGGGGACCAAAGGGAAGGAAGGGCAGGGCAGCAUCUGUGAAAAGCACCAGGAGCCCCUGAAGCUCUUCUGCAAGGAGGAUGAGACCCUCAUCUGCGUGGUGUGCGACAGGUCCAAGGAGCACCAAAAUCACCAGGUGGUCCCUGUGGAGGAGGCUACCAAGGAGUAUAAGUUUCUGAUUGGUAUUCAGCUGCAACUGCUGAGAAGGAAGAGAGAGAAAAUUCUGGUAUAUAAAGCAGAUCUAGAAAAAGAAAGCCAAUACUUGUUCAAAUUAACAGAAACUGAGAGGCAGAAGACAGUGGCUCAGUUCCAAGAAAUACAUAGGUUUCUGGAAGAGCAAGAGAAGCUCCUACUGGCCCAGAUGGAUGAAGUGGAGAAGGAGAUUGCAAGACAAAGGGAGGAGCACGGGGCCAAGCUAUGUGGGGAACUUGCUUCUGUUGAAGAAGUCAUCCAGGAGCUUGAGGAGAAAAGGAAACAGGCAGCUAGUGAACUCCUGAAGGAUGUGCAAAGCACGUUGCAGAGGAGAGAAGUGAAGGAAGCAAUACUUGAGAUUCCAGUGGUUUUCUCUCCGGAGCUGAAGUGGAGGAUCUGGGACUUCUGUGAUCUAAAUCCUUUUUUCAAUGGCAUCAUGGAGGAAUUCAAAAAGGCUCUCUUGCAUGGACAACAGCUGGAAAAAGCAAAUGUGACUUUGGAUCCAGACACAGCUCAUCCCCAGCUCAUCCUGUCUGAGGACUGUAGGAGUGUGAGAUGGGGACACAAAGUUCAAGACCGACCCAAGAAUCCUGAGAGGUUUGAUGUACGUGCGUUUGUGCUGGGACGUGAAAAAUUCACAACAGGCAGACAUUUCUGGGAGGUGAUGGUGGAAGGUGAGGAAAUAUGGGCUGUAGGUGUGGCCAGAAAGUCUAUGAUGAGAAAAGGACUUGUGGAGUUUGGUCCUGAGGAAGGCAUGUGGGCUGUGGGGAAGUGGAAUGGCAAAUACUGGAGUAUAAAGCCUCCCAAUAACCCAGUUCUAAGCCUGCGAAAAGAACCCACAAGGAUCCGAGUGACUCUGAAUUAUGGAGGACAGCGUGUUGCUUUUUUUGACGCAGUUACUGGAGACCUCCUUUAUGCAUUCUCAGCAACAUCAUUCUCUGGAGAAACCCUCCAUCCUUAUUUUUAUGUGAUCAGAAAAGCUUGUCUAAGAAUCUUUUCUUCAGGCAACUAGAUUGGUCCAAAGUAGCAUGUAGUCUCAUAACACCACUCCUUGUAUUUGUGUGAUUUUGCAGAUCGUUGUCACCCUCAUGUCUGCUCAUUCCAUUCAUUGGGGAGUGGGGGCUCAUUGUAGCAAUAUCUUGAAUCUGGACUAGUUUGCCAAAAUUCAUCAUAUGCAAGGUUGACAAUCAAGAAGUAGCCAUUAACAACUUUAUGUCCUGCAUAAGUACUAAAUGGAAGUGUUGAUUUCAGUUCACUUACCUGUAUUUUUCUCUGUAAAGUUAAUAUACUGUUCACAUUAAUAAACUUAUGUAAUGC
Molecule: messenger RNA, 2030 nt
Organism: Sceloporus undulatus (fence lizard)
Lineage: Eukaryota; Metazoa; Chordata; Lepidosauria; Squamata; Phrynosomatidae
Product: zinc finger protein RFP-like
Exons: 7
Coding region: 268-1725 (485 amino acids)
Molecular function (GO): protein binding; zinc ion binding
Source: RefSeq, a predicted model, not a curated record